AUUUUAUUUUGACAAUAUCUGUGAUAAAAUGUAAUGUGUUGAUCAAUUGAAGAAAUAAAUAGAUUAAUUAAAUAUUAAAGUAAAUAAUCAUGAUCGGAAUAUUAUGAUAUAGAUAAAAAGCAAAAUGACGACUGACAAUAUUUUGCAAUUGCCUAUUGAUAUCUUAGUAAAUAUAUUUAAGCUAUUAAAUAUAAAGGAUCUUCAUAAUGUAAUGUUAACUUGUAAGCUUCUAAAAGAUCUAAUAAAAAAUGAUAAUACAAUAUGGAGACACCUCUCGCGAGAUAAGUUAAUUAUUGGUUAUUCAGAUAAAAGACGGCCAAAUGAUUUAUGGUACAAUCGCUGCAGAACUUCACAAAACUGGUGCAAUGGGUAUUAUAGAAUUAAGCUGGUUAUUAAACAUUACACAAACUACAUGCCAUGGCUAACAUUUCAUAAUUCUGAAAUCCUACUGGUAUCAGUUGGUUCUGAACUUCAGUGCUACCCUACAAACAGAAAAGGUACACCAAAUUGCAGAGAAGCUCUAUGGAAAGUUGAAGUACCUAAAAUACCAAGGCAUGAUGUGAGGACCAAUGAUAUAUCCAGGUUUAUCAUUAAAAAUGAUAUUAUUGCAUGUGGAAAUAGAGAUGGCUGUUUAGCAGUGUACAAACUGAACAACACAAGAAAACGGCCAUGCCUACAGUAUCAUGUGCAGGAUUGUCAUAAAAAGGGUGCAGUAGAGGUAUCAGCUGUUGAAGUAAUUGAUGGGAGAAAUCAAACCAUUGUUGUUACUGGUUCUAGUAAUAGUUCUGAUUUACAAUUUUAUGGCCUAAAGAAAGAAAGUGAUAAUAUUACUUAUAUUUGUAAAGGCAAUGAUAAGAAUUUAUUUAAUAUCUCUCUGUAUGAAACUGCUGGCACAAAAUGUAUGGCUCUUAACAGUACAUCAGACAAAUUAGCAAUAGGUCUCACUGGCAACAGUAGGCCUAUUUUGCUUGAUGUCAAUAAUCCCAGAGUAUUGAUGGCGGCAGAUGCGACAAAGAAUCGUAAAGAAGCAGUGCGGGACAUCCAAUGGCAUAAUGAUAACACCUUAUUGUAUGUCACACAUGCAGGGAACCUACACUUGUUAGACAUAAGAUCUCAUGAACUGGUACAGUUUUUGUGCUUUUUUUGCGUGUUUGUGGGAUAAACUACAAACAAACAGACAGAUCACAUUAUCCACCUGGUAAACAUUGAUUAAAAACCUAAGUGUUUAAAAAAGGAGUAUGCUCUCUUCUUGAAGGUGUUUAUAUGAUGUUGGAUCAAAAUUCUGUACUUUGUGUGCUUGGUAUUCCUUAUGCUUAGGCAAAUUAAUAUCAGGUCUAUGAAUCUUAAUAUUUUAUACUCACUGAAUAAAAAUAAUAAGUCCAAUAUGCUGCAUAUUGUGUAAUUUUUAAUUUUGUCUACAGGUGUAUCAUACAUGGGAUCCCUUUAGAGCUGCGUUUUACUGUGUUAAAUCAGAUGGACAAUGCGCUGUGGUAGCAGGAUCGGCUGAGUACUCACGUUGCGUUUUGUUUGAUACGCGCAAACAAAUACAUCACACACAGAUGUUUUUUACGCAAAAGAAAGCCUCACCCGUGUAUAGUUUAGAUUUCGAUCCAUACCAGCUUAUUACAGCAAUAGAUCGAGGUGUUUCAGUUUUAGACUUCAAUAUAAAUACUUCUCUUGAAGAACCAAAGGACUAUUCCCAGGUUUUCCACUGACAG
Spodoptera exigua (beet armyworm) is the source of this 1718-nucleotide messenger RNA. The record is from the annotation of a GenBank genome assembly. NCBI's taxonomy places the organism in Eukaryota, Metazoa, Arthropoda, Insecta, Lepidoptera, Noctuidae.